UCUACCAUCGAGCUUGCUAGCUCAGGAGUCAGGAGCCAGAUAGAUCCCUCUGAUCAUCUGUUGGGCGCCAUGGCCGUGGCUGCGUCGCAGUUGUUCAAGUGGGUGCUUCUUGUCGCGGCGUCGGCGAGCCUGCUGGCGCGCGCGGACCUGAGGUACGAUUUCUACAACACGUCGUGCCCCGGCGUGGAGAAGCUGGUGCGCGAUGAGCUGGCGCUCAAGUUCGCCGCCGACGUCACGCUCCCGGCGGGGCUGCUCCGGCUGCACUUCCACGACUGCUUCGUGCGCGGGUGCGACGCGUCCAUCAUGCUCAAGUCGCACAACGGCACGGCGGAGCAGGACGCGGACCCCAACUCCACGGUCCGCGGCUACGAGGCCAUCGAGGACAUCAAGGCCAAGGUGGAGGCCGCCUGCCCGCUCGUCGUCUCCUGCGCCGACAUCAUCGCCAUGGCAGCGCGCGACGCCGUCAACUUCAGCCAGGGGCCUCUGUACCAAGUGGAGACCGGCAGGCGCGACGGCAACGUCUCCCUCAAGGAGGAGGCACUGCAGUUCCUGCCGCCCUCCGAUGGCAACGUCACCGUCCUCACGGAGUACUUCGCCGUCCAGAACCUCACCAUGAAGGACAUGGUCGUCCUCUCCGGCGCGCACACCCUCGGCAUCGCGCACUGCCCGUCCUUCUCGAAGCGUCUCUACAACUACACCGGCGCCGGCGACCAGGACCCGUCGCUGGACGCGGCGUACGCCAAGAACCUGGCGACGGUGUGCACGCCGGAGAACGUGGCGAGCGUGCAGCCGCUGGACCCGAUGUCGCCGAAAACGUUCGACCAGGGGUACUACCAGUCCGUGUACAACCACCAGGCGCUGCUGGUCUCGGACGCCGCCCUGCUCAACGACAGCCUCACCGGCGCCUAUGUGCAGCUCAUGAACAACGCCUCCUCCCUCGACACAUUCUUCGCUGAUUUCGCUGUCGCCAUGAUCAACAUGGGCAGGGCCGGCGUGCGCACCGGCACCGACGGCGAGAUCAGGGCGACGUGCGCCAUCUACGUCGACUGAUCCAUGAUCCUGCUGCCAACAUAUAUUAGCCCUUUUUAUUUCUCUUGAGAUUUCCUUGGUUUCUCCCGUCCUUUAGUUAUUUAAGUCAUUCAUGUUCGCGGCAUUUUGAAACAAUACUAUAUUGGUUGGAUGCUUGAUUGGUUUGAGGUCAAUAAAAGAAAAAAAAAAGAGAAGUGGUAAUUUACAUGAUGA
Molecule: messenger RNA, 1242 nt
Organism: Phragmites australis (common reed)
Lineage: Eukaryota; Viridiplantae; Streptophyta; Magnoliopsida; Poales; Poaceae
Product: peroxidase 1-like
Exons: 3
Coding region: 70-1050 (326 amino acids)
Biological process (GO): response to oxidative stress; hydrogen peroxide catabolic process
Cellular component (GO): plant-type cell wall; plasmodesma
Molecular function (GO): heme binding; peroxidase activity
Source: RefSeq, a predicted model, not a curated record